AUGCCACCAAAGAAAAUUUUGUGUUUAUUCGACAUGGACGGCACCCUCACAAAACCCCGCCAAGCAAUCGACCCCGAAUUCGACGAAUUCAUCCAAACCAAAAUCAAGCCCUUGUGCACCCUCGGCCUGGUCGGGGGCUCCGAUUUCAAGAAAAUCGCCGAGCAAAUGAACGGCGAGGACGUCAUUUUCAGAUUCGACUACGUCUUCCCGGAAAAUGGGCUCGUGCAGUAUAAAUUCGGGAAGGAGGUUGGGCGGCAAAGCAUCCAGAAGUUCAUGGGUGAGGAUAAGCUUCAAAUGUUCAUAAACUACGUCCUGAGCUACUUAUCGACGGUGGUCCUGCCGGUCAAACGGGGCAACUUUGUCGAGUUCAGGGCCGGGAUGCUCAAUAUCUCGCCAGUCGGGCGCUCCUGCUCCCAGGAAGAGCGCGAAAGUUUCGAGAAAUAUGAUAAGGAGUUUUGCAUAAGACAGACGAUGAUUGAGGCCCUCAGGAAGAAAUUCCCCGAUAUAGGGCUCACGUACGCAAUCGGGGGGCAAAUCAGCUUCGACGCCUUCCCUAAAGGGUGGGACAAGACGUACUGCCUGCGCCACGUCCAAAGCGAGGGCUUUGACGAGAUUCACUUCUUUGGGGACAAGACGGACGAAGGGGGCAACGACUACGAAAUCUACAAUGACCCGAGAGUCAUAGGCCACAAGGUCUCAGACCCGGAUGAUACAAGAAAGCAACUUGAAAAAUUAUUUGAUCUUUAAUUUUUUUUUUAAUCAUUCGCCAAUAUAAUUCGGUUUUCGCUUCUCCUUGAA
Molecule: messenger RNA, 798 nt
Organism: Tribolium castaneum (red flour beetle)
Lineage: Eukaryota; Metazoa; Arthropoda; Insecta; Coleoptera; Tenebrionidae
Gene: Pmm2
Product: Phosphomannomutase type 2
Exons: 1
Coding region: 1-747 (248 amino acids)
Biological process (GO): GDP-mannose biosynthetic process; mannose metabolic process; protein N-linked glycosylation
Cellular component (GO): cytosol
Molecular function (GO): phosphomannomutase activity
Source: RefSeq, a predicted model, not a curated record